Messenger RNA from Closterium sp. NIES-65, 1077 nucleotides. Lineage: Eukaryota; Viridiplantae; Streptophyta; Zygnematophyceae; Desmidiales; Closteriaceae. The record is from the annotation of a GenBank genome assembly.
AUGGGCCGCGGCCCCGCCGCCCUCUACGACGCGGCCUCCGCCGCCUGCAGACGCCGCGGCCUCCGCCGCCUGCUCAGCCGCGACCCCGCCGCCCGCUACGACGCGGCCUCCGCCGCCUGCUCAGCCGCGGCCCCGCCGCCCUCUACGACGCGGCCUCUGCCGCCUGCUCAGCCGCGGCCCUGCCGCCUCCUACGACGCGGCCCCGCAGCCUGCUCAGCCGCGGGUGCUUCCAACGGCCCUCCGCUGCAUCCUGACGGCCCGCCGCUGCACCCUGCGGCCCCGCCACUGCGCCUGUCCCGGCUCCGCCACUGCACCCUGACGGCCCCGCCGUCCCCUGUCUCGGCCCCACCGCUGCACCCUGACGGCCCCGCCGUCCCUUGUCCCGGCCCCGCCACUACACUGCACCCGAGCCGCCCAGCAGCAGCCGAGCCGCCCUGCAGCAGCCGAGCCGCCCAGCAGCAGCCGAGCCGCCCGGUACCUGAGCCGCCCGAGCCGCCCGAGCCGCCCGAGCCGCCCGAGUCGCCCGAGCCGCCCGAGCCGCCCGAGCCGCCCGAGCAGCCCGAGCCGCCUGCUGCUGACCUACCCGACUCUCCCAUCCCGGUGAGACUUUCAGCUGCUGCCAUGGCCACCCCCAAUGUUCUCACUUUUGACGCUGAGGGGAGGGCCAUUGACUUUGCCGUCUGGAUCGAGGACCUGCAGCUAUACUUACUGUGUGAUGCGGUAGAUGAGGUCUCUCUCUUUGACUUUGUCUCUGGCGCUGUCCCUGCCCCGCCUGCUGAUGCUGACUCUGCCGUUCGCUCCAAGUGGGCGACCCGCGAUGCUGCUGCACGUCUUGCUGUGCGUCGCCACCUCCCUUCCUCUGAGCGUGCCCACUUUAGUCAGUGCAAGACCGCUCAGGCCUUGUACGACGCUGUAGUUGCGCGCUACUCCUCCCCUUCCUCCGCUACCCUUAGCCGCCUCAUGCUACCGUUUCUCUUCCCUGACCUCGCUUCCUUUCCCACUGUCGCUGACCUCGUUACCCACCUCCGCGCUGUUUCUCUCUGUCUGUCCCACCACUCUCACUGUCGACCUCCUUGA